Messenger RNA from Ilex paraguariensis (yerba mate), 561 nucleotides. NCBI's taxonomy places the organism in Eukaryota, Viridiplantae, Streptophyta, Magnoliopsida, Aquifoliales, Aquifoliaceae. The record is from the annotation of a GenBank genome assembly.
AAAUACACGUCAGAGGUCAAGAACCGUGGAUCACAAACUCUCAGAGAAAUCAUCAAAGCUAGUGCCAACGAAGGCCAUCCGAUCACUUUUUUGGUCUACAGCCUCCUCCUCCCUUGGGCUGCAGAGGUGGUGUGUGAGUUUCACAUCCCAAUUGCACUUCUUUCCACAGUUUUGGAUAUAUACUACUAUUACUUUAAUGGCAAUUUUGAUAUCAAUGUCGAAAAUUGCAAAGACACAUCAUGGUCUAUUGAGCUACAAGGACUGCCAUUGGUAAAAAGCCAUGACCUUCCCUCCUUUAUACUUCCUACAAACUCAGAAAAAUUCAAUCAUCUUCAAUCAUUUAAAGAGCAGGUUGAAACACUAGAGGAAGAAACCAAUCCAAUAGUUCUUGUUAACUCUUUCGAUGCACUAGAACCAGAGGCCUUAAAAGCCAUCGAUAAGUACAUUUUGAUUGGGAUUGGGCCGCUAAUUCCUUCUGCCUUCUUAGAUGGAAAAUACCCAUCCGACAUUUCUUUUGGGGGUGAUCUUUUUGAAAAUCAAACACAUAUAUCGAGUGGUUGA